Striga asiatica is the source of this 894-nucleotide messenger RNA. NCBI's taxonomy places the organism in Eukaryota, Viridiplantae, Streptophyta, Magnoliopsida, Lamiales, Orobanchaceae. The record is from the annotation of a GenBank genome assembly.
AUUCACUACUCUAAGUAACUCAACCAAACAUAACCCCUAAAAAAGCCCAAAGACCAACACAAAGAAACCCUAAUAAACCAUUUGUAAUUCGCAUCGCUUCACUCUGUGAACGAACCUCACGCAGUCGGCCAUCGAUCAACACUGUCGCGGAAGUAAGUCGACUCAGAGAGCAAAGAUGAGCAAAGGCGCGGCGGCCGGGGGAGCCAAGGGCGGAAAGAAGAAGGGGGUGAGCUUCGUGAUCGACUGCUCGAAGCCGGUGGAGGACAAGAUCAUGGAGAUUGCCUCGCUCGAGAAGUUCUUGCAGGAGAGGAUCAAGGUCGGCGGCAAGCCCGGCGCCCUCGGAGAUUCCGUCACCGUCACGCGCGAGAAGAACAAGAUCACUGUCACUGCUGAUGCUACCUUCUCCAAGAGGUAUCUCAAGUAUUUGACAAAGAAAUACUUGAAGAAGCACAAUGUGAGAGAUUGGCUUAGAGUGAUUGCUUCAAACAAAGAGAGGAACGUGUAUGAACUGCGUUACUUCAACAUUGCCGAGCAAGAGGGAGAGGAAGAAGACUAAAUUUACAAAUCUGUUUCUUGUUAUUCUUUUACUUUAUCCAACAUUUGUUAGACCAUUGCAUUUUGGGAUCAAUUUUAUGUUGUUUGUUUUGUUGACAUUGAAUUUCAGGACUUCCUGCUUAGAUGAGCUUGAAUUUGAGGGAAUUCGGUGCUUCGUGUUGCUGCUUAUUUUAUAUGAUAUAGUGCUAUAGCAAAUAUAUCUUGUUUGAGCAGCAGGUGCGAGUGGUAUAUCUUUGAUAUCCUGCUUGGUGUUUUUCUUUAAAAUCUUCAUGGAACAUGGAUGUUCAGAACUUCAUAUGUUGGUAAUUUUGCUGAUGGUGCUUGUAUAGUAAAAGCAAA